This is a messenger RNA of Pichia kudriavzevii, 1080 nucleotides long. RefSeq lists its product as uncharacterized. Gene Ontology annotation, cellular component: mitochondrion. Gene Ontology annotation, biological process: pyrimidine nucleotide import into mitochondrion. The record is from RefSeq and is a predicted model, not a curated record. Bases 1 to 1080 code for a protein of 359 amino acids. Lineage: Eukaryota; Fungi; Ascomycota; Pichiomycetes; Pichiales; Pichiaceae. Gene Ontology annotation, molecular function: pyrimidine nucleotide transmembrane transporter activity. The transcript has a single exon.
AUGAGUAAAAAGCCUGGGAUAGAUAAAAUAAUAUCAUUGGAAAAUGAGAUUGAUAAAGCUUCGCCAUAUUUGGGGUCAGAUGAAAAGUCAUCGACUCAAAGAGAAGCUUAUAAUGUUAAGACUGUGAAACAAGAGAUAGCAGUUAAGCCCUGGGUUCACUUUGUUGCAGGUGGAUUGGGUGGUAUGUGUGGUGCUAUUUUUACUUGUCCCUUUGAUGUAGUGAAAACUAGAUUACAAAGUUCCGUUUAUCAAGAGCUCUAUAAAUCCAAGGCUAUAAAGCCAUCGGUUUUAACACAUUUUAAGGAAACUUGUAAUAUAUUGGGUAAUAUCUAUAGAAUAGAAGGUCCAAGAGCAUUAUUUAAGGGUUUGGUGCCCAGCUUAGUUGGUGUUAUACCUGCUAGGUCCAUCAAUUUCUUCACUUAUGGAUAUUCAAAAGACUUACUAAGAGAGUACUAUUUCAAUGGACAAGAAACUUCUUUAUUGCACUUACUCUCCGGUAUAACUGCUGGGUUUGUCACAAGUACCGCCACAAACCCAAUCUGGUUGAUCAAAACAAGGUUACAGUUGGACCGAGCAACUACGAAACAGUAUAAAGGUUCGAUCGACUGUAUCAGAAAGGUUGUGAAAAAUGAAGGUUUCUUUUCACUUUAUAAGGGACUAAGUGCUUCUUAUUUGGGUAGUGCAGAAUCAACGCUCCAAUGGGUCUUAUAUGAACAAAUGAAAGCUAUGAUUAAUUAUAGAAGUCAGCGUCUAGAAAAGGAAGGACAUGUAAGAACAAAUCUGGAUGUUUCGAUUGACUGGUUUGCUAGAUCAGGUGCUGCGGGAUUUGCUAAACUUAUUGCUUCACUGUUAACAUACCCUCAUGAGGUGGUACGUACAAGAUUAAGACAAGCACCUCUUACUGAAAAUGGUAAGGCUAAAUACACUGGCUUAAUUCAAUGUUUCAGAUUAGUUAUUAAAGAAGAAGGUUUGGCAUCAAUGUAUGGUGGCUUAACUCCUCAUUUGAUGAGAACAGUUCCUAAUAGUAUGAUUAUGUUUGGCACCUGGGAAAUAUUUACACUUUUACUUUCCAAAUUCUAA